CACUUCUUUUGUUUCCCCAACAUUUAAGAAAGAAGCUCCAAUAUUCGAUUCUCUCCAUUUCCUUCCUUCAUCUCUCUUCUUCAGCUCCUGGAUUUCCUCUGUGAUGAUCUUUACUCUUUGAAGCUUGCUGAGGUUUCGAUAGGGUUUUGUUAACCUUCAUGCUUUCUUCUGGCAUGCUCUUUUUCUCUGUCUGAUUUGGAGCAAUGAGUGCUGUGAACAUCACCAACGUUACCGUACUUGACAAUCCCGCUUCGUUCUUAACCCCUUUUCAGUUCGAGAUUUCCUAUGAGUGCUUGACUCCUCUCAAAGACGAUUUGGAAUGGAAGCUCAUUUAUGUUGGAUCUGCUGAGGAUGAAACGUAUGAUCAAUUACUAGAGAGUGUGCUUGUUGGUCCUGUCAAUGUUGGAAACUAUCGCUUUGUAUUACAGGCAGAUCCACCAGACCCAUCAAAGAUUCGUGAAGAAGAUAUUAUUGGGGUCACAGUGCUCCUAUUGACCUGCUCUUAUCUGGGUCAGGAAUUUGUCAGAGUGGGAUACUAUGUGAACAAUGACUAUGAGGAUGAGCACCUAAGAGAGGAACCUCCGCCAAAGGUUUUGAUUGAUAAGGUUCAAAGGAACAUAUUAUCUGAUAAACCUAGGGUUACUAAGUUCCCCAUCAAUUUCCAUCCAGAGAAUAACAAUGAAAAUGCAGAGCAACCUCCUCCAACUGAGCACCCAUCUGAAAUUAAUGAGAACGGAGAAGUGCAACAUGCACCCUCUGAUCAUGUUCAACCAGAUGAACAUGAAUCUUAAAUUUUACUGGUAUAGAGAAACAUUGUUUUGAGUCCGUGUAAUUUUACUCUAAAAGAUGCAAACAAGAUUGCCAUCAACAUGGAUGCUUGAGUUUUACAGCUGCCAUCAACCAUCUGAAAUUGGAUGAGACAUUUAGGAUAUGAUGAUAAAUAUACACAGGCAUACGUGUUGUGAUUUUUGAAACCCAGUUUUUUCAGUGAAUCCCUGUGUGGUGCUUUCAAUUUGGUUUUGAUUGUUGAAACAGAUUCUCAGUGACUAGAUUCUGUUAGUUAUUUUCUUCACGGUUUGUAAUAGUAGAGAUAAAAUGCACAUUAGUGUGGCUAAUUUGAUUCUUGCUUUCUUUA
This is a messenger RNA of Prosopis cineraria, 1135 nucleotides long. Its product is annotated as probable histone chaperone ASF1A. NCBI's taxonomy places the organism in Eukaryota, Viridiplantae, Streptophyta, Magnoliopsida, Fabales, Fabaceae. The transcript has 3 exons. The coding region runs from base 204 to 791 and encodes 195 amino acids. Gene Ontology annotation, cellular component: nucleus. Gene Ontology annotation, biological process: DNA replication-dependent chromatin assembly. The record is from RefSeq and is a predicted model, not a curated record. Gene Ontology annotation, molecular function: histone binding.